Messenger RNA from Pseudogymnoascus destructans, 1181 nucleotides. RefSeq lists its product as uncharacterized. Bases 112 to 975 code for a protein of 287 amino acids. Lineage: Eukaryota; Fungi; Ascomycota; Leotiomycetes; Thelebolales; Thelebolaceae. The transcript is spliced from 2 exons. The record is from RefSeq and is a predicted model, not a curated record.
CUCGGUUGUUAUUAAUUUUCCUUCACUCAUCGCGAAGUUUUCACGAAGGACCGAACCUCCGCAUCACAUCAAAUCCCAGUCAGCAUCACGAACGCCGUGAACAGCUUCACAAUGGAGCCUCCCGUGACGCCACCGCGAAAGACCCAAUCCUCACUUCGGCAGGCGCAUCGGCACCAUGAAGACAGCAGAAGUUAUGCCUCUCCACAUAAGACGCCAAUGUUGAAAUCAGAGCCUCUAACACCAACGGCAAAUACCUCAAGGAAAAGUGGGAGAGAUACCUGGGCUCCGGCGACGCCGACAUCACUUCCCAAGCGCAAAAGACACGAGGGUGCUGCAGGACUAUCGGCUGAGCGGGCAGGAGGGGAUGGAGAUGAUAUAUUCGAGGAUAACGGACCAGUGAGAACGGAGGCGGAGAUUUUUCAUGAAAUCGCAGCAGUCGAGCCUCUUGCUACUGGAGAUUCUACCGCCAAUGAAAAGCAAUAUAUUGCAAUAGCGACAUACUGGGACGAAGACAUCAUUGGGCGGAUAUCGACAUGCGUGUUCCAUCCAGAUUGUGAUCCAGGGAAACGAUUCAGGCUUCUGUUUGCGGGUGACGAACAUCCGGCCGUCAAGGGUCGUAAGGGAAUUUGGGUUGUCGAGAGGCGAAGAUGGGAGACUGCAUAUAUGGAAGAUUUGUGCUCUGAGGAGUAUGAAGGAGGAAGCGAAGCCGAAGAAGGCGAACAAGAGAGUACAGCUGAAGAGCCCAUCCACUCCGGGGACCAGGAUCACGGCGGCCCCGAAGAAGUCCUGGAAGAUGUGCAAGAGGGCCAGAGAAUAUCUUCGAGGGAAGAAGAGCUUCACCUUACGGCCGAGAGUGGCUCGGACUUGUUUAUUGCCGUCUCGAUGAUGGAGAGGAGGCAAAAACGCUGCAGGAAAACCCUGAAAUUCUGCGCUUUGCAUCCAACUUAUUCUCAAGACCCCCUCCUGAGUAUCUGACUCUUGGUCACGCGCAAACAGCUGUCGUAUACCGGCCAGUGGCAGUUAUUCCUGUUCUAGGGGCACUGCAGAAGACUGUGGGAUUUCUAGAUCGGACUGUGUUUUCCCUAAGGCGGGUUUUUACUCGAAGUGGCUGGAGGGGUGAGGAAAUCGCAGAUGCGGACAUAUCGUGGCUACAGGACGCAUUUUCGACAAACAAAGAGGCA